This is a messenger RNA of Cyprinus carpio (common carp), 2485 nucleotides long. Its product is annotated as macrophage mannose receptor 1-like. The record is from RefSeq and is a predicted model, not a curated record. NCBI's taxonomy places the organism in Eukaryota, Metazoa, Chordata, Actinopteri, Cypriniformes, Cyprinidae.
AGUCGUGGUAUUACUGACCCAAGACUCGAACCCACAACCUUAGGGUUAGGAGUCAGACUCUCUAACCAUUAGGCCACGACUUCCCCCUUUCUUUCUUUUUUCUGCAGUUCUGCAGAGUAAAUAUUUAGAAUAUGAAGGCAGACUGAUUUGUGUUUUGAAGUUUGUCAUAACUUGCUCUGCUGGCAACAAUGAAUAAAAGAGCGUAGCUGAGGAGAAGCUCAGCAGUCACACCCAUUUGGAUGAGGUUUGAUGGGAGGAGCUGAGAAAGAGUAUUAGAGAGAUGGACAGAUCAUCAGAUGGACACGAUCUCAUCAGAAAUGAAGCUGGACACAGUGUUCGUCACGCUUCUGCUCGCAGCUGUCGUCAGCUCAUCGGCUCCUCGUCAGUAUGAGUUUGUUCAGAAAACGAUGAACUGCACUAAUGCUCAGAGAUACUGCCGUGAGAAGUACACUGAUCUGGCCUCCAUUGACAACAGUGCAGACGUGACCGAGCUGCUGAAGAGCGUACCCGAAUCUGCUGGUUAUGCCGUCUGGAUCGGGCUGAUGAACACCUCCAGGAGUGAAUGGAAGUGGUCUCUGGGAGACCCUGCGUUUUACACUGAUCAUGAUUCACUGUAUCGCAACUGGGCAUCGAAUCAGCCGAACAGUGGUCAGUAUUACUGUGCUUAUAUGAGUCAGGACGGACUGUGGCGGGAUGACAGCUGUAAUAACCAAAAGUUUUUUAUCUGCUACAAUGACAGCAGUAAAGGAUUUGUCCUUGUGGAUCAGUGGAUGAACUGGAGAUCAGCUCAGAGCUUCUGCAGAGCGAAUCACACGGAACUGAGCAGCGUGAGGAACCAGGGUGAGAACCAGCAGAUUCAGCAGCUCUUGAACACUGGAGGAGUCACUGCUGUCUGGAUUGGUCUGUUCAGAGACUCAUGGGAAUGGUCCGAUAAGAGUAACUCCUCGUUUAGAAACUGGGCAUCCAAUGAAGCCCAAGGCAAUGAGGAUGCCACAGUGCUUGUGAUGAGUGGAUCAAGAAGGGGACAGUGGGAGGACUGGCCUUGUAAUUCACAAUUUACCUUUGUCUGUCACAAAGAUCAGUUCAUACUCAUCAAGCAGAAUCUGAGCUGGAGUGAAGCCAUGGUGUACUGCAGACAGAACCACGUGGACCUGGUGUCGGUGCCCAGCCCUCAGAUUGAGUGGCGGGUGAUGAGCGUGGCGAGAAGAGCUUCGACGGCGGCCGUGUGGAUGGGUUUGCAUCACUACUGCAGCAUGGACAUGUGGCUGUGGCCGCGCGGCGAGGUGGUCUGUUAUCAGAACUGGGCUGCGGGGAACGGCACCGGAGCGCACGACUGCUGCGAGCAGAGAACCGGAGCCAUUCAGUCAGCUGGAGAUCAGCGCUGGGUCAGCCUUCCUCCGGCACUCAGGCUCAACUUCAUCUGCACCAACUAUGAGCCUUGAGUGUGUGUUUGCACUGCAAAGAAUGACAUCUUUUUUCCAAUAGAAACUUUCUAAACUUUCUCAACUCAACCUUAAAACCUUAAAAUCUUAAACUUUAAACAGCUUUGUGAUAUUUCUGGUGUGUAAAUCUAUAAUAAAAUGACACACACAGUGUUUGUUGUGAGAGUGCUGAAUCUGAUCCCAAAGGAAACCUCCUUGCCCUUCACUCUAAUGGUGAUUUGCAAUGAUGGCAUGUCAUUGAUUUUACAUGAUGUUUAUUCUGUCUGUGAGCGACUGUCUGUGAAGUUGAACAGUGCUCAUGAUUAUGCAAAUGAGCAGUGACUGUAGGGAUGGGGGCAGUGUAGGUGAUUGAUUCAUCACAGACCUGACUCCUUGACUGCAGUGCUGCAUCAUGUGGUCGUAAUCAUAGUUUGUGCAUUCAUUUCAGCACAACCUGUUGAUGACACUUUACUUAAAUUUUAAAAUCUUGCAAAUUUUGAAUUCAAAAGAAUAAAAAAAAAAACAAAAUUAUUGGGUUAUUGUAUUCAGGUCAGUUUCUCCUGGCUGGCUCGCCAGAUUGUUCGAUUUUGCUGUAUUUGGCUGAGCAGUGGUUUCGGUGGCUUGUCAAAGUAUUUGACUUCCCUAAUGCACAAGUAAGCUUGACCACAGUUCUUGUGGGGAGAAGAUUUUUAUUGAAGGUGGUAAUGUAGAAGUUCUUCAGUAGCGAUGCUAGCAUGUCAUCCUUCAAAGAAACUUAACCCAAGAUACUGUCUGUGAGACCAGGGGCUUCAGUUAUAAAACUUUACAUAGAAUUCAUCCUAAAAGUGUACGUAUGCACAAAAGCUAGAUUCUGCGUACGCAGAAAAGUUUUCAGAUUUAUAAAACCAUUCGUACGCCAGAACCUGUGCAAAAAUCCAUUUAUAAAACCCAGUCAGAGAAAGAUUGUGCAGCUAACAACCCCCAGUCUUACUAUGCAUAACCUCAUCUGCAUAUUCCCAUCCACGUGACACCAUAUUUAACACCGUUAAAGGUACAAGAUGUUAAGGAAAUAUGAGAUACAGACU